GCUGAUAAACGUGCUCACCACAAUGCACUGGAGCGCAAGCGUAGGGACCACAUCAAGGACAGUUUCCACAGCCUGCGGGAUUCUGUGCCAUCCCUUCAGGGAGAGAAGGCAUCCCGGGCCCAAAUCCUAGAUAAAGCCACAGAGUACAUCCAGUACAUGCGCCGAAAAAACCACACACACCAGCAGGACAUUGAUGACCUAAAGCGUCAGAACGCCCUAUUGGAGCAGCAAGUUCGUGCACUGGAAAAGGCAAGAUCAAGUGCUCAACUGCAGGCCAACUAUUCCUCUUCUGACAACAGCCUGUACACCAAUCCUAAGGGCAGCACCAUCUCCGCCUUUGAUGGCGGCUCUGACUCCAGUUCAGAGUCCGAGCUGGAAGAACCACAGAGCCGGAAGAAGAUUCGCAUGGAGGCCAGCUAGAAGAGGUCUCUGUUCCAGCUGCCACUAGACACUUGCUGGCUGCUUAAGGACUUUCCUUUCCUUCUUUAGUAGAGGCUCUUGGACUGCAGCUUUCCCAGUUUCUUAUCCCUUACUUGACCCCCUUUUGAGUUAAUCCAAACCUCUGGCUUGGCAGCUUAUCCUCUGGAAGACACCAGCUAUGGUAUGGCUUGGAGCAGGAUGUGGCCCUGUCUUGUCCUGCCCUGUGGCUGCAAGUUUCUAGUGCCAGGAAUGCUCAGGCUGUCUGAUGAACUGCUGAUAGCCUGUGAUUGCCUGGGUUGCGUGAGGACAAUGACUGCUCCAUUGGUCCACUUGAGCUGCACCACUCUCUCUAUUGCAUUGAUCAGAAUAUUUCUAUUUAUGUCAACAAGGCCAAAUGUCCCCCUGAAGAAUCUUGAGGGGGUGGGGAGUAGGAGUUAUGCACAGAAGCAUUGGUGUAUAUUCGUUCCUGAAACGAUGGUGCAGAAUUCGGGGAGAUGGUAUUUCCUCUUAUGGAAACUCAGUCUGGUCAGGUUCUUCCUCCUGCUGUGGACAUUGGUGACAUGAAGCUUCAGAUUCAUACCAUGAACUCCCUAUCAGUUUCUCAGACAUAGAGCCAGCUUUUAAAAUGUAAAUACACCAUAAGCUUUGUUACCUGGUACUAAUAACUGCAUCAAAGCACGGACCUCUUGCCCCCCCAUGGCAAAUGGGCCAGUCACCCAUGUGAGUUAAAAGGGCACAGGCUGUGUGAGUGAGCAAAGGCCUCGGUGUGCGUGUGCGUGCAUGUGUGUGUCUUCUUCCCACUCUUGUUUGUGAUGUUUUCUGAAUUUAGUGUAUACAAGUGUAGCUUGGUCUCUGUCCAGGUGUGAGUCUAUCCAUGGAACUGAAGUAUGUUGUACAUACUGCCCAAGAAUUGUCUUGCAAGUUAAGGCUUCCCUUUACU
Molecule: messenger RNA, 1360 nt
Organism: Gekko japonicus
Lineage: Eukaryota; Metazoa; Chordata; Lepidosauria; Squamata; Gekkonidae
Gene: MAX
Product: MYC associated factor X
Exons: 3
Biological process (GO): positive regulation of transcription by RNA polymerase II
Cellular component (GO): RNA polymerase II transcription regulator complex
Molecular function (GO): DNA-binding transcription factor activity; protein dimerization activity
Source: RefSeq, a predicted model, not a curated record